CUCCACAGUGUGGCGCCUGCUUUGUUAGACCGAUCCAUGCUAACAAAUUCCCUUUGUUGUGAUUAACCAUACAGCGGGUAUUCUUCUGAAAUAACUUCUCCUAAAAGUUGGUGUUUAGAUCAUUUGGAGUAUGAGUGGCGGAGUGUAUGGAGGCGAUGAGGUGGGGGCUCUGGUGUUCGACAUUGGCUCGUACACCGUAAGAGCUGGCUACGCAGGAGAAGACUGUCCUAAAGCGGACUUCCCCACAGUGAUCGGUGUGACGCUUGACCGAGAAGAUGGCAGCACACCUAUGGAGACAGACGGUGACAAGGGCAAGCAGAGUGGCACCACCUACUACAUCGAUACCAACCAGCUGAGAGUACCGAGGGAGAACAUGGAGGUCAUGUCUCCACUAAAGAAUGGCAUGAUUGAGGACUGGGACAGUUUCCAGGCCAUUUUGGAUCACACGUACAAGAUGCACUUCAAGUCUGAACCCAGUCUGCAUCCAGUGCUCAUGUCAGAGGCAUCAUGGAACACACGGGCAAAACGAGAGAAACUAACAGAGCUGAUGUUUGAACAUUACAACAUUCCUGCCUUCUUCCUCUGCAAAUCUGCUGUGCUGUCUGCCUUUGCCAAUGGGCGGUCUACGGGAUUGGUCCUGGACAGCGGAGCCACACACACCACAGCGAUUCCAGUGCAUGAUGGUUAUGUCCUUCAGCAAGGAAUCGUCAAAUCUCCUCUGGCUGGAGACUUCAUGAGCAUGCAGUGCAGGGAGCUUUUUCAGGAAUUAAGUGUUGAAAUAAUCCCACCUUACAUGAUUGCCACAAAGGAUGCAGUGCGGGAGGGAGCUCCAGCCAGCUGGAAGAAGAAGGAAAAACUACCUCAAGUCACUCGCUCAUGGCACAACUACAUGUGUAAUUGUGUGAUCCAGGAUUUCCAGGCAUCUGUUCUGCAGGUUUCAGACUCCCCAUAUGAUGAACAGGUUGCUGCACAGAUGCCCACAGUGCAUUACGAGCUGCCAAAUGGCUACAACUGUGACUUUGGGGCUGAGAGGCUGAAGAUCCCCGAGGGGCUGUUUGACCCCUCUAAUGCCAAGGGCUUGUCAGGAAACACAAUGUUGGGGGUCGGCCACGUGGUGACGACCAGCGUGGGAAUGUGUGACAUUGACAUUCGGCCGGGUUUGUAUGGCAGUGUGGUGGUGACUGGAGGAAACACUCUCAUCCAGGGCUUCACAGACCGACUGAACAGAGAACUCUCCCAGAAAACUCCUCCUAGCAUGAGGCUGAAAUUAAUCGCCAACAACACUACAGUGGAACGCCGGUUCAGCUCCUGGAUAGGAGGCUCCAUCUUGGCAUCACUUGGAACCUUUCAGCAGAUGUGGAUCUCCAAACAGGAGUAUGAAGAGGGAGGAAAGCAGUGUGUUGACAGGAAGUGUCCUUGAUUUGCCACCUAACUGUCUCCACCACUGUCUUUGCCAACAACUCAACAUUGCGAGUCACUCACCUCUGACCCUGGACUCAGGAACGUCUACUGAUGAUCACUCUUGUUUUGUAUCAUUUGUUUUUUAAAAAAAGUUUGUCCCUAAUCUGCCCAUCUGACAUUCGUACAACAAUCAGAUAUGGACAUAAAGUAAACGCUGUCACUGAAAUGAAAUGAAACAUGGUUUUAGCUCCUUUUACAUCCAGUUGCCUUAUUUUUCAGAAGCAUUAGUGUUUUGUUGAAUCCUUAAAAAAAAUAAUGAUAAUAGGUUUUCUUUGAACUUGAUCGUGCUACCCACUGUCCAUAAUUUUUUUUUUUUUCCAAACUAGAUACUCUCAAAAUGGUCUCAAGGCCAUUAAAUGAGGACAUGCAAAAUAGUUUUUGGAUCCCACAUGAAAAAACGUGAAUUUGCUUAAUGCUAGGUUUCUGCAGAAUGGUGACCGGAUUAUCUUUGGUGAUUUGGAAGGACAACGUUACUGUUUAAGGGGAGUGUCUUUUGUCCAUCUGUGUCUUUUUUUUUAACGUUCUAAGCUCAUUAUUGUUACAGACCUGUCAUUUCUCGCCUGUGGUGAUAGGUGUCAGCUGAAAUAAAUCUGUAUUUAAUUUUCA
This is a messenger RNA of Cheilinus undulatus (humphead wrasse), 2067 nucleotides long. It is a transcript of the gene actl6a, whose product is annotated as actin-like 6A. The record is from RefSeq and is a predicted model, not a curated record. Gene Ontology annotation, cellular component: SWI/SNF complex; NuA4 histone acetyltransferase complex. The transcript is spliced from 14 exons. Gene Ontology annotation, molecular function: chromatin binding. NCBI's taxonomy places the organism in Eukaryota, Metazoa, Chordata, Actinopteri, Labriformes, Labridae. The coding region runs from base 131 to 1420 and encodes 429 amino acids. Gene Ontology annotation, biological process: nervous system development; regulation of transcription by RNA polymerase II.